Messenger RNA from Brenthis ino (lesser marbled fritillary), 456 nucleotides. The record is from the annotation of a GenBank genome assembly. NCBI's taxonomy places the organism in Eukaryota, Metazoa, Arthropoda, Insecta, Lepidoptera, Nymphalidae.
AUGGCUACCGUGAUCUCUUACAUUCAAAGAAACUUGGUAUCUAAAUGUAACGAACGCUGGAGAAAUGCAUCUCGGAUAAAAGAACGCUUUGAAAGUAAGAACGUCAAUUGGUUAGAUGGUCAAUUUCGUGUUCCACUAGAGCGUCGUGUCACGGUUAAUUACCCUAAUACGUCUGGAAGUCGUGGUGGCAGACCUUCGAAACCAUACGAAGCAUCUUCAGAAAAAACAAAGAAACGAAAAAACAUGGAAUUAAUACAAGAGUACGGAUUGGACUGUGUGCUCAAUGCAUAUGCUCAGGAGUUACGGUCUAUGGGUGAGACGGAGGAGGCCACAAUCGUUAAUAUUAUACGAACUGCAUCAAAAAAUGAUAAGAAAAAAAUCUUAAAUACAUUACUGAGAACUCUGAAGACGUUACACCUUUUUCAAAGGAGGAAGUACUAUGGACCUUUAUUGACU